CCUGCGCCCACACCCUCAUCAUAUGUCCCCACGGUUGCGGAUGUCCCGAAAUGCGCGCAAGGCUGUGUUACAGACCUGGGAGGUUGCGCUACAGGCGAUGUCAACUGCGUUUGCCGUAACACGCCGUACCUGAACAGACUAGCAGUUUGCGUUCCUCAAUACUGUAACGCGACGGAAGUUGCACAGGUCGUCGCCUUUGCGAACUUCGUGUGCAGGAGUGUAGGCGUCACGAGCUUACCAUCGCCUUCUUAUGCCUCGACU
Molecule: messenger RNA, 261 nt
Organism: Sphaerulina musiva SO2202
Lineage: Eukaryota; Fungi; Ascomycota; Dothideomycetes; Mycosphaerellales; Mycosphaerellaceae
Exons: 2
Source: RefSeq, a predicted model, not a curated record